Lactuca virosa is the source of this 306-nucleotide messenger RNA. The record is from the annotation of a GenBank genome assembly. NCBI's taxonomy places the organism in Eukaryota, Viridiplantae, Streptophyta, Magnoliopsida, Asterales, Asteraceae.
AUGCAUGACAACAUAACAGAUAGACCAAGGGGUUUUGGUUUUAUCACUUUUGAUUCUGAAGAUUCUGUUGAACAAGUUAUGCAAAAAAAUUUCCAUGAAUUAUGUGGGAAGCUUGUGGAGGUCAAAAAGGUUGUACCAAAAGAUGAUAACUGUGGUGUUGGUGGUGGGAGUGGAAUCAACAAUUACCUCUCUGGUGGGAAUGGAAUAGGCAAUUACUUUGUUUCUGUUUACGGUGGUUAUCCUUAUGGUUAUUAUCGAGGGUUUAACUAUGCAGCCUCCAUCCACACCUUUCAAUUCCGCAUCUGA